CGUUGCGGCGGCGGUGCGCGUCUGCCCGCGGGACUGCGCGGCUCUUGGCCGCACGCCGUUGGUGCGGGAGACCAUGGGCGAGCAGAAGGCGGUGAUAAAGGACACGGACAUGCCGGAGGAGAUGCAGCAGCAGGCCGUGCAGUGCGCCCUGCGGUCCCUGGAGGAACACAGCCCUGAGUGCAACGUUGCCGCACAUAUAAAGAGGGAGUUUGACAGGAGGUACACCCCCACGUGGCACUGCGUUGUGGGGAGGAACUUUUCCAGCUGCGUGACGCACGAGACCAAUCACUUCAUCUUCGCCUACCUGGGCCACGUCGCUCUUCUUCUCUUCAAGUCUGCUUAGAGCCGAGCCCCGCCCCGCCGUUCCGAAACCCACAGCCCGCUGCUCUCAGACCGACCGACGGAGGACGCCGGGCACGGGCUUUGCUGGAGUGAAUGGUGUUCUUAUUGUUCCUAGGGGCGAAAUGGAAACAGGAACCCCUCCUUGUGUUUAUUUGCCUUCUACAGCAGGCUUCUUCCCCAAUAAAAACGUUCUGCCUUUCAAAGCCGUGCGGCUGUCUGCGCUCUCUCUGACAUUGCCUGGGCUGCUUGUUUCCCCCUGAGCCCUGCAGUGGCUGUACUCAUAACCUGGUCAGUGAUUGAGCAGUAACAGAUGAACUGGGGACAAACAAAAGCAGCGCCUUUUGCUGAAGGGUUACGUAUGUAUGGUUAUGCAUGUAUUCUUUUUGUUAACUCUCCUUGUCUUUUUGUGCCCAGCGCUGUUGCAGUGAGGCUGAAGUUCCUGCCCAGAAAAUAACAGGAAAGGGAUCAGUGCACACACUCAGGAUAUUCAAAUGCUAUUUUUCGAUCGAAUUAAAACCCCUUUAAGAAGCCGU
Messenger RNA from Phasianus colchicus (ring-necked pheasant), 875 nucleotides. Its product is annotated as dynein light chain LC6, flagellar outer arm-like. The record is from RefSeq and is a predicted model, not a curated record. Lineage: Eukaryota; Metazoa; Chordata; Aves; Galliformes; Phasianidae. Gene Ontology annotation, molecular function: dynein intermediate chain binding. Gene Ontology annotation, cellular component: cytoplasmic dynein complex. Gene Ontology annotation, biological process: intraciliary retrograde transport; motile cilium assembly.